CCUUCUGCUCCUUUCCCUUUUCACUUUUGGCGCAGCUGUGUGUUUUUACCUGUCCACACCUCGUCAUUUUAAGUGUUUAGUCGUUACCGCCAGACGAAACAUGCUUUCAGAGAAGAAUCUCUGUCUGUUUUUUGUUCUGGUCAGCGCGGCUUCGACCUUGGCCACCGCUGCUGAGAAGAUGACAGCAGCCACAGUGUACUGGGAUCCCACACACAAGACUGUCCUACUGAAGGAGGGGGUGCUGGAGAAACAGGGGGAUGCAUACGGGUACCUGAACGACACCCUGUCCAGUACGGGCUGGAGCGUCCUGGAGAUCCGUGCGGGUUACGGGGAGACCCCUGAGCCUGACGAGGUCACCUUCUUCUUAGCCGGCUACCUUGAAGGCUUCCUUACUGCCCAGCAGAUCAUCGAUCACUACGCCAACAUGUAUCCCCAGCUGAUCAGCGACCCAAAGGUCUUGGGUCCGGUGCAGAGUUUCAUGAAGAAGCAGGACACGUGGACCCGGGAGCAGGUGAAGCUCAACAAGAGCUCUGAUCCUCUGUGGAAACAUGCCGGAUUCAUAGUGGCUCAGAUGGACGGACUCCAAGCCGGGGUUGCGCACUGGGCCAAGAAGCAAGGGAAAAAGCCCUUGUCGCUGUUUGAUGUCCAGUUCCUGAACGCAGUGGGAGACCUGCUGGAUCUGAUCCCAGCUUUGGUCCCGUCCUCCAACCGUCCACUCAGAGACUACAGGCUCCCAGGGAUGGGACACUGCUCUGCACUCAUCAAGUUGCUGCCGGGCUUCGAGAACCUGCUGUUUGCCCAUUCCAGCUGGUACACCUACGCCGCCACCAUGCGCAUCUACAAGCACUGGGAUUUCAAAAUCACUGAGCCCCACGCAGCCACCGGGAUGCUUUCCUUCAGCAGCUACCCUGGUUUCCUGGUGUCUCUAGAUGAUUUCUACCUCCUGGGCAGCGGUCUGAUGAUGACCCAGACCACCAACAAUGUCUUCAACACCUCCCUCUAUGAUCGGAUCACCCCCAGCAGCCUGCUGGCGUGGCAGAGGGUCAGACUGGCCAACAACUUAGCGCACACCGGGGAGGAGUGGGCCAAAACCUUCUCCAGGCACAACUCAGGUACCUAUAACAACCAGUACAUGGUGGUGGACAGGAGCAAAGUGAAGCUUGGCCACAGUAUCGAUGAUGGAGCUCUGACUGUGGUGGAGCAGAUCCCCGGGCUGGUCGAGUACUCUGACCAGACACCGGUGCUGCGCAGAGGCUACUGGCCGUCCUACAAUAUUGCCUUCCACCGAAAGAUCUACUUGCUGAGUGGCUAUGAAGAGAUGUGGAAGGAGCAUGGGGACGACUUCUCUUACGACCUCUGUCCCAGAGCCAAGAUCUUCCGCCGCGACCAGGCCACCGUCAUGGACCUGGACUCCUUGAAGCACAUCAUGAGGUUUAACGACUACAAGAAGGAUCCAUACUCCGAGGGCAAUCCCUGUAAGACCAUCUGCUGCCGUGGUGACCUGCAGGCGGUGAAACCCACACCAGAGGGCUGCUACGACACUAAGGUAACAGAUUACCACAUGGCUGAGCAGUUCCGUGCGGAGGCGCUGAACGGGCCGACGACACAAGGCAGCCUCCCUCCGUUUUCUUGGGACAAAUUCAGCAGCAUCACCCAUCAGGGGCUGCCACGCUACUACAACUUCACUUUUGUCCCCAUGAAGCCCCGUCUCUUUCUGCCCUGAGGGAGGUUAUGGAUUUGUGUGUGUGUGUAUGACUAUGGGUGUGGAAGAGGGUACCUUUUGGGAGUCAUGUUUGUAUAAUAAGGUAAAUACGUUGUUCAUUCAGGCGCUCAAAGUUGCUCUCUGUUAUUACACUGUUGUGAUUUGGGCAUCAGUCUGCAGAAAACCAAAAGAAAAGCCAAUGGUGUUAUUUUUUUUUUUUUUGUUUGUUUGUUUUUAUUACUGCCUACAGUUUAAGAUUGCAUCCUAUCAUGAUGUUUUAAGGCUUACCUCUAAAACAACACUUUGUGAUUUAUAGCUGCCAUCUCGAAGACAUGCUGAGCAUGCCUCUCAGUGUAUCAAAAUGACAAUCAUAUUUUACAAGCAAUAUGAAUAAGUGUCUCAGGGUAAAAUCAGUGAUCAAAAUUAGGAAUCGAUAGAAAUCCAUCAAUUCUUUGUCUCGUUUAUGUGCCUUAAAUAUACCUACAGCUAUUUGUGCCUUUGACAUUGAGAAUGUUUUGUUUAAAAAAAAAAAAUUCUAAAUCAAUGCACUAAUGCACUAAACAAGUUUGUGUUAUGCUGUGCUGGACCGUGUUUGGUCUCUGGUGAGAUCUGUUUUUUCCGACCAUAAAAAAAAUCAUUUCAAAAAUCAUCAUUUGACAGAGCUUUUUUAUUACUCGCAGUCCUGCUGUUGAAUGUGUCUGUGCAUCCAAACAGUAUGAGUUUAGUGCUAAAUGAAAGAAUCAGUGCAAUGUUAUACUCAGGGAUGUUGAUCGAGUCGACUGCCUUCUUAUGCUGUGAUUUAUGCACAUCUAUUUUUCUAAGUGCAAACUAAAAUGUCCCUGAAGAUGGUUCUUCUUAUGUCUGUUUGUGAAAUGUGGCUCUUUUAAAAUUGCAUUGAUGAAAUUCAUAAUUAAAUAAAUUUUAACAAUU
Messenger RNA from Myripristis murdjan (pinecone soldierfish), 2632 nucleotides. RefSeq names its product phospholipase B domain containing 1a (gene plbd1a). The coding region runs from base 101 to 1723 and encodes 540 amino acids. The record is from RefSeq and is a predicted model, not a curated record. Gene Ontology annotation, molecular function: glycerophospholipase activity. The transcript is spliced from 11 exons. Gene Ontology annotation, biological process: phospholipid catabolic process. NCBI's taxonomy places the organism in Eukaryota, Metazoa, Chordata, Actinopteri, Holocentriformes, Holocentridae. Gene Ontology annotation, cellular component: extracellular region.